Messenger RNA from Indicator indicator, 1098 nucleotides. Its product is annotated as urotensin-2 receptor-like. Bases 1 to 1098 code for a protein of 365 amino acids. Gene Ontology annotation, biological process: blood vessel diameter maintenance; neuropeptide signaling pathway; regulation of blood pressure. Gene Ontology annotation, cellular component: membrane. The record is from RefSeq and is a predicted model, not a curated record. The transcript has a single exon. NCBI's taxonomy places the organism in Eukaryota, Metazoa, Chordata, Aves, Piciformes, Indicatoridae. Gene Ontology annotation, molecular function: urotensin II receptor activity.
AUGGAGCCCAACGGGACGGCGGCGGCGGGGGGCAACGUUUCGGCGACGUCGGGCGGCGGCGGUUCCCCCGGGAGCGGGCCCUUGCUCAUCCCCUCGGCCUUCGGGACGGUGCUAUCGGUGAUGUACGUGGCCGGGGUGGCGGGUAACGUGUACACGCUGGUGGUGAUGUGCCACUCGGCGCGCUGCGCCGCCCCCAUGUACAGCUCCAUCGUCAGCCUGGCCUUGGCCGACCUGCUCUACCUCUCCACUAUCCCCUUCAUCGUCUGCACCUACCUGGCCCAGGACUGGUACUUCGGGGACCUGGGCUGCCGCAUCCUGCUCAGCCUGGACCUGCUCACCAUGCACGCCAGCAUCUUCACCCUCACCCUCAUGUGCACCGAACGCUACCUGGCCGUCACCCGGCCCUUGGACACCCUGAAGCGGUCGCGAGGCUACCGGAAGGUCACGGCGGGGGCCGUCUGGUCAGUCUCGCUGCUCCUUACUCUGCCCAUGAUGCUGAUGGUCACCCUGACUGAAGGGAGCAAGGCAGAGGGCAAGGUGAAGAGGAUAUGUGCACCCACCUGGAGCAUGGAUGCCUACCGGACCUACCUGACGGUGCUCUUCAGCACCAGCAUCAUGGCCCCGGGAAUCAUCAUUGGCUUCCUCUACACGCGCCUGGCCAGGACCUACCUGGAGUCCCAGAGGAACCCCCCACACAAGGAGAAGAGCAAGAGGUCCCCCCGGCAGAAGGUCCUCAUCAUGAUUUUCAGUAUUGUGCUGGUCUUCUGGGCCUGCUUCCUGCCAUUUUGGAUCUGGCAGUUGGUCCGACUCUACAGCAACUCCCUGCAGCUCACCACCCAAACCCAAAAGUGCAUUAACUACCUGGUGACCUGCCUGACCUACAGCAACAGCUGCAUCAACCCCUUCCUCUACACCCUGCUCACCAAAAACUACCGGGAGUACCUGCGCAACAGGCACCGCAACUUCUACAGGUUCACAUCCUCCUUUCGCAAGAGGGGCUCCAACCUGCAGUGCUCCUGGGGACGGUCCAUGUCCUCCAGCAACCAGUAUGACUACAGCUCGGAAGCCCUCGGCAUGGCCACGCUGAAGGACAAGUGA